Molecule: messenger RNA, 8076 nt
Organism: Closterium sp. NIES-65
Lineage: Eukaryota; Viridiplantae; Streptophyta; Zygnematophyceae; Desmidiales; Closteriaceae
Source: the annotation of a GenBank genome assembly
AUGUUGCGAGGCCUAUUAGGUCUCGCAACGGAAGGCGGAGCGGGAGCAGGCGGAGGAGGAGGAGGAGGAGGAGAAGGGACUGAUGUUCAACAAUCGAAAGGAGGAUCGUUGGAGUUGAACGGGAAGGGAGCGCUUGCGCCGGAGAUUCACGCGUGCUUGGGUCGCCUUGAAGCGAGGUUUGGCGGAGGGAGGACGGCGGUUGAGGCGAUUGAACAAUGGGUGAAUUCUCAGGUGGAGAAUAAGGUGUCAGGAUCGGUGCCAAGUGGUGGGGAACGGCUGGACAAGGUGAGCGCCCCGACAGCUGUUGGUGUGGUUGACGGGGCGAGCGAAGCAGGCGAAGUCGAACGAGCUGUGAUUGCGGAAGCUGUAUCAGCCACCGGCGAAAACUGGUUACCAGGUAAACUGGCGGCUGGUUCGCUUGAGAAGCAACAGGCGCAAUCAAAGGUCGGUCUUGCUCGGGGCCUGGAGCCCUGGGCUGGUACUAACGGGGAUGCUCUUAAAGGAGCGCUGCUGCAACUCUUGGAGAAGGAAGAGGCGCGGCUGGAGGGAGGCAUCCAACGGCUAGAAAUCGAUUCCGAGCGUAAGAUCUGCGAUCUGAGGGAGGAGAUGGAGCGAGCGGUGAGCGGCGAGGGGAGGAAGCGGGAAGCUGAGCUGGACCGGAUGGUGAAUCUGCUUAUAACGGAGGCGGCGCACAGGCAACAGCUGGAAGAGGAGAUUAAAGCCGUGCAGGAGCAGUGGGCGAAGAAACUCGAGGAGGCACGGGCGCAGCAGCAGGCGCAGCAGCUAGAGGAAAUGGCAAGGGUGAGGAGAGAGAUGGAGGAGAUUAGGGAGCAAUGGCGGGCGCAGCAGGAGCAAGCGAACGACGCGCUGAGGGCAGAGAAGGAAGCGGUGAGGAAACAGAUGGAGCAGAUGCGCGAGGAGUGGCGCGUGCAGCAGGCUCAGGCAAACGAGGCUUUAAUUGGUCCUAUGGAGGAGAUUCGUGAGGAGUGGAGAGCUGCGGGCCUGGGCGGGAGGGUGAAAAGCCUGGAGGAGCGGCUGGACGGGGUGGAGAGCGGUGAGCAUGACAUGGAGAGCCGGAUUUUGCAGAAGGUGUCUGAAAUGAGGGUAGAGGCUGGGCUGGAGGUGGAUAGGGUUGAGAAGAUCGUUAGUGAGAAGGUGGAUGGGCUGAAACAGGAGCUGGACGGGAGGAUUGAGGGGAGUCAGCAGAAGGUAGAGCAGUUGGAGGAGCUUUGGAUGGGUGCGGAUGUGCCUGGGAUGGUUGCGCGGAUUGAAACGGGGGUGAAGUGUAAUAAGAUUGUGAUUGAAGCGGUGGAUAGGCGCGUGAGGGAGCAGGCGGAGGGGCAGGAGAGGUUAAUGGAGGAGGCGGAGAGGAAAGCGAGGAUGGUUGAGGAGAGUGUGGAGGAGAGAGUGAGAAAGGUGGAGGAGAGUGUGGGGGAGAGAGUGGGUAAGGUAGAGGAGAAUGUGAAGAAAAUAGAGGAGAGUGUGGGAGAGAGAGUGAGGAAGCUUGAGGAGAGUGUGGGAGAGAAGGUGGUGAAAUUAGAAGAGGGUAUGGAGGAGAGGGCUAAGAGGGUGGAAGAGAGUGUGAUGGCGGGAGUGAGGAAUCUAGAGGAGGUGGUUAAGGAGGUGGAGAAACUUGAAGAGAAGAGCGUUGAGGAGAGAGUGGGGGAGGUGGCGGGGAGUGUUGAGGAGCGUGUGAAAGAAAUUGAAGGGAAAUUAGAAGAUAGGCUGAAGAAGGUAGAGGAGAGUGUGGAGGAGAGAGUGAGAAAGAUUGAGGAGAGUGUGGGGGAAAGCGUGAGGAAGGUGGAGGGUGUGGAGAAGGUGGGGGAAGCAGAGAAUGGUAUAGAGGAGAGGGUGAAAGGAGCAGAAGCGAGUGUGGAGGAGCGAGUGGGGAGACUGGAGGGGAGUGUGGCGGAGAGUGUGAGGGAGCUGAGGGGGGAGAUCAACGCUGUGGGACAGCAGGCUGCGGAGGUGGGGAGAGUGGUGUUGGAAAUUAGCAAGGCGGUUGCAGAGCAGGUACGAGUGGGGAGGUUGGGGGGGAGUGCGGAGGGGGCUGUGGAGGAGAGUGUGAGGGAGCUGAAGGGGGAGAUAGACGCCGUUGGGAGGCAGGCUGCGGAGGUGGGGAGAGUGGUGUUGGAAAUCAGCAAGGCGAUCAGCAGCAAGAUUAGCAACGAGGUUGCAGCAACAGCAAGCGAGGGGGUGGAGGGGAGUGGACUUCUGGCGGAGGUGGUUCUGAUUGGUCGGGAGGUGGCGAGUGUGGGAGCAGCAAUAGCUGCGGGUGUUAAGGAGCAAGAGGGGAGGAAGGAGGAGGUUAAGUGUCUAGAGGACGUGGUGCUGAUUGGUCGAGAAGUGGCCCGGGUGGCAGCAGAAAUUGCCAAGGGUGGAAAAGAACAGAUGAGCGGAAUCAAAUCUGAGGAGGAGAUCAGAUCUCUGAUUGCAGCUGAGCUGGCAGCUGCUGGUGUGGUGCAGCAGCAGCAGCAGCCGGCAGAAGCAGCAGCAGCAGCCUUGGACGAAGCUUCCAAGAAGGUGGAGCACCUGCAGAAGCUCCUGGAAGAGCAGCAGAACAAGGCUGACGCGGCAGCUGCUGACGUGGCAUCCACGAUCCAACAGCUUUCAGAUAAAAUCUCCGCGUUGGAGCUGAAGCAGGCGCAGACCACGUCAGCAGCAGCAUCAGCCGCGUCAGCAGCGUCAGCCGCUGUUGCAGUGACCCACGCUGCGUUCCCCCGUGCUGCCUCCGUAGGGGCGAGUGUUCUGACCUCCCCUGGAGGCCCUAAGACAAUCACAGCAGCGGCAGAGGCGGCGGCUGCGAUUGUGGCGGACCGAGGGUGGGUGCAGCAGCAGCUGUCAGAGCAGGAGGAGAAGUUAAGGUGGAGAAUGGAGGCUUUGCAACGAAUGGCGAGUGUUUCCUUGGAGAAGGCGCAUAAGCAGGCUGAAGAGGGCGCUGCGAUUCUUGCAGCUGUGAAAGCAGCAGCAGGGGCUAGUGCAGGGGCGGAAAGGGGGGCAGCUGCAGGGGGAGCGGCAAUGGCUGGAACAGGGGAAGCGGCAGCUGAAGGGGAAGGGGCAGGGGCAGAGGCAGGAGAAGUGGCAGCGGCAGCAGCAGCAGUGGCGGACAGAGGGUGGGUGCAGCAGCAGCUGGCAGAGCAGGAGGUAAGGUUUGAAAGGCGCGUGCAGGGGAUGCAGCGGAUAGCAGAGUUUGGCGUCCAGCGGGUGGGACAGCUGGCGGUGCGGGCGGCAGAUUUCGACAGUAUGCUGAAGCAGGUCCAGGAGGUGAUGGCGGCGCUGGCUGCGCGAGUGCGGGGGCUGUUGGAGCAGCAGGUUGGGAGAAACGCGGAAAUAGAAGCGCUGGUGGGGUGGAAAGCGCGGAUUGAGGGGGUUUUGGAGCAGCAGGCGGGGAGAAACGCGGAGAUAGAUGCGCUAGUGGCACUGAAAGCGCGGGUGGAAGGGGUUUUGGAGCAGCAGGCGGAGUGGAAUGCGCGAAUUGAUGCAAUGAUGAAGGAGGUGGGGGCGAAGGACUUGUCAGCUCAGGUGGAGGAGCUGCCACGCAGCAAGUCCCAGGAGCAGCAAGCGCCUUGCGAGUCGACUCAGCAGGAGUAUGUCGAGUCAAUUCAGCAAGAGCUGCAGCCGCAGAGCACUCCUGAAACACCCCAGGACUUGACAGCGCAAGUGGAGGAGCUGCUACGUUCCCAGGCCCAGGAGCAGCAAGCGCAGCAAGAGCUGCAGCCGCAGAGCACUCCUGAAACACCCCAGGACUUGACAGCGCAAGUGGAGGAGCUGCUACGUGCCCAGGCCCAGGAGCAGCAAGCGCAGCAAGAGCUGCAGCCGCAGAGCACUCCUGAAACACCCCAGGACUUGACAGCGCAAGUGGAGGAGCUGCUACGUUCCCAGGCCCAGGAGCAGCAAGCGCAGCAAGAGCUGCAGCCGCAGAGCACUCCUGAAACACCCCAGGACUUGACAGCGCAAGUGGAGGAGCUGCUACGUGCCCAGGCCCAGGAGCAGCAAGCGCAGCAAGAGCUGCAGCCGCAGAGCACUCCUGAAACACCCCAGGACUUGACAGCGCAAGUGGAGGAGCUGCUACGUUCCCAGGCCCAGGAGCAGCAAGCGCAGCAAGAGCUGCAGCCGCAGAGCACUCCUGAAACACCCCAGGACUUGACAGCGCAAGUGGAGGAGCUGCUACGUGCCCAGGCCCAGGAGCAGCAAGCGCAGCAAGAGCUGCAGCCGCAGAGCACUCCUGAAACACCCCAGGACUUGACAGCGCAAGUGGAGGAGCUGCUACGUUCCCAGGCCCAGGAGCAGCAAGCACAGCAAGAGCUGCAGCCGCAGAGCACUCCUGAAACACCCCAGGACUUGACAGCGCAAGUGGAGGAGCUGCUACGUUCCCAGGCCCAGGAGCAGCAAGUGCAGCAAGAGCUGCAGCCGCAGAGCACUCCUGAAACACCCCAGGACUUGACAGCGCAAGUGGAGGAGCUGCUACGUGCCCAGGCCCAGGAGCAGCAGGCGCCUUCCCAGUCAACUGAUCAAGAGGUGCAGCAGCAGCUGCAGUUCACUCUUGAAACGCCACAGGACUUGUCAGCGCAAGUGGAGCUGCUGCGUGCCCAGGCCCAGGAGCAGCAGGCACAGCUGCUGCAGCUGCAGCUGUCCCUCGAGGAGAACGCCAAGCAGCUGGCUCUGCUUGAGAGGGCAUGCCGAGAGAAAGAGAAAGAAAAGGCCGGUGCUGCUGCUGUGACUGUUGAGGUGGGUUCAGAGGAGCAGGCGAAGCAGGAGGGUUUGGUGGAAAGGGAGUGUCUGGAAAAGGCCGGUGCUGCUGCUGUGACUCUUGGAGAGACUCCAGAGGAACAAGCGCGGCAAGUGGCUGUGUUGGAAAAAGCGUGCAAGGUGAUGGCCGACGCUGCUGCUGUUUUUGAGUCUACGGAGGUGUCAGCUAGGGGUUGUGAAGAGGGGGCGUGUCAGGAGAAAGCCAGUGCUGCUGUGACUGUUGAGUCGACUCCAGAGGAGCACGCGAGGCAAGUGGCUGUGUUGGAAAAGGCAUGUCAAGUAAUGACAGAUGCUGCUGCGGUUCUUGAGUCUAUGGAGGUGCCAGCUAGGGGUUGUGCGGAGAGUAGGGAGCGCAAGGAGAGAGCAGGCUCUCUUGAGUCGACAAGAGUGGGUGCUCUUGAGUCGACAAGAGUGGGUGCUCUUGAGUCGACACCGCAGGUGUCUGCUAGUGCUUGUGGAGAGGAGGCGGACAUUGCUGCUGCUGUUGUUUCAGAGUCAACACAGGUGUCAGUUUGUGCAUGUGAAGAGAGCAGGGAGUGUAUGGGGAGAGUGGAUGCUCUGGAGUUGACUCAGCAGCAGCAUGCCCAGCAGCUAGCUCUGCUGGAAAGGGUGUGCAGGGAGAAAGCAGAGGCUGCUGCGGCUGUUGAGCUGGCUCAGGAGCAGCACACGAGGCAGCUUGCUGUGCUUGAAAGAAUCUGUCGGGAGAAGGCAAACGCUGCUGCAACUCUUGAGCUGACGCAGAGGCAGCAUGCGAGGCAGUUGGCUGAUUUGGAAAGGAUGUGCAGAGAGAGGACGGAGAGUGAAGGUUCCUCCCUCCGCCACGCCACAGCUCUCCCCGGCUUGUCCGGCCUCCACCUUCGGGGAUGCACUGGGGUUACCACUGAAGGGGUGUUACAGAUCGGCCGGUUGACUUCCGUUGACUCGCUUGACCUGAGCUAUACUCCUGUAGGGGAUGCGGGGCUGAGGUGCCUCGAGCCGCUGGUGAUGCUGAGGGAGUUGGAUCUCAGCGAGUGUAACCUGGUAACCGACGUGAGUGUACAGUGGAUCGUGAAGCUGAAACGGCUAAGGAAAUUAGACCUGGGGGUGUGUCUGGGGAUCGGAGAGAGAGGGAUGGAGAGGGUGUGUCGCGAGAUGAGCUGGCUAGAGGAGCUAGGGCUUUCGGGGACGGCUUUGAAUGAUAGAGGCAUGGAGAGGAUUGGACAGAUGGGGGGGUUGAAGAGCCUGGAUGUGUCACAUACGAGAGUGACUGAUGAAGGAAUUGCGUGCCUGGUUGUGUCUGAGGCUCUGACUGUUGUGGGUUGCUCCCGACUCACCGACACCGCUCUGCACCACAUUGCACACCUCUCCCGCCUCCAAGCCCUCGACCUGAGCUUCACUCGAAUCACAGGGGAGGGUCUGGUGUCUCUUAAAGCCCUGUCUUCUUCUCUUAACGAGUUGGUUCUUAGUGGGUGUGAGCAGCUGGGGGUGGAAGACAAGGGGAAGGGGAGGAAGGGAGGGAAGGAGGGAGGGAAGGAGGGAGGGGAGGAGGGAGGGGAGGAAGCGGGUAAGGGCACGAUAAUGGAGCAGCUAGGGGCGUUUGCACAGGGAAGCUCGUGGUUUGGUUUCCUGCAGAUGGAGCAGCCACAUCUGGAUGCAGGCUUGGAGGCUAUAGGGAGGAUGAGUCGACUGCGAGUGCUGGAUAUCUCCGGUUCUGCUGUCACUGACGCUGCUCUAGUGCAUCUUUCUCAGCUAAGCGCCGGCAGUGCUGAUUCCCUUUCGUCUGUUGCUUCCACCAGUGCUAGCAACACUGGCAUGGAACACAUCGGGCAGAUUCGAACCCUUCGUCGCCUCGAUCUCUCCCAGUGCCCCGUGGGGAACCUAGGCUUGGCCCACCUCCGUCCCCUCGCCUCCUCCCUCACUUCCCUCAAUCUCUCCUGGUCGGGUGUGUCUGACGAGGGGUUGUGCCAGCUGGCGGGGUACGAUUGGCUGGAGGAGCUGCACCUGAGCGGCCCGAACGUGACCCCGCUCGGGCUGAGGCAGAUUCCGGAGUUCAUCCCGUAUCAAGCGGGGGACGAGGCGGCUGUGGAGCUAACCUUUGCUUGCGGGCUGGGCGCAGGGGGGCAGGCGCGCGCGGGGGGGGAAUUAGGCGCGCGGGGGCAGGCGCGUGCGGGGGGAGAGGUGGGUGGAGGCGGGUUGCCCCGGAGCCCUGUGCGCAAGUUUCGUGACGGCGCGGGGGAGAGGGGAGCGGCGGCGCUGCAGGCGCAAGGGAAGGCGGGAGAAGAGGCGCAAGGGGCGCGCGGGGCGCAGGCAGCGGGGGGAGCGCGGGGAGAGGGUGGGGCGCGGGGAGCGGAGGGGCGGUCGGAGGGGCGGGCGGAGGGGCUCGCAAGCCUAACGUUUCAGCAGUGGGACAGAAUCAAGGAGCGGGUUAUGGCGGGAGGGGAGGAGGCGGGGGAGGGGGAAGAUUCGGGGGAAGCGGGGGAGGCGGGGGAAUGUGAGGCAGGGGGGAUGGGGGAGGUUUGGAAUGAGGAGGAGGAGGAUCGGGUGGCGGAUGCCGAAGCUGCAGCCGCGGACCAAGCCGCGGAAAUCGCUGCCAGGGCUGAGCGACAGGCUCGGAUACAGCGGCUUCUGCUGGAGGUGAAUCUUCCGCGCCUGGCGCAGUGGGGGGGGAUGGGGGGAGCGGAACUCAGCAGUGGCGUGGGGAAGGCGCUUGCUAGCAGCGCCCCUGGGGGGUUUUUCAUGGGGGAAAGGGGGACGGGGGGAGGCGGCGGGGGGAAUGGGGGGGGGUAUAGCUCUGGAAGCGGGUCGUCUGGUGUGAGUAGCAGUAGCAGCAUAGAGGGGAGCGGGGACAGUGGGGGGAGGGCAGGCAGUGGGGGAGGCAGUGGGGGGAGCAGUGGGGGAGGCGGGGCAAAGAAGGAGAGCUCAUCGGUGCCUGUCACGCCAGCAGGAGGGCGAAUGGAUGGGGGAUACGUGGGAGGAGGGAUGAUGGUGCAUGGGGGAGGGGGAUAUGGUACAGGGGGAUAUGGGGGAGGUGGGGCAAUGGGGGAGAGCUCAUCUUUGCCUGUCACUCCUGCAGCAGGAGGGCGAAUGGAUGGGGUUUACCCAGGAGGAGGCAUGAUGGUGCAUGGGGGAGGGGGGUAUGGGGGAGAGGCGUAUGGGGGAGGGGGGUAUGGUGCGGGGGGGUUUGGGGGAGGUGCAUAUGGUGGGGGGCAGACAGUUAAUGCACGGGCACAGGCACGGGCACAGGCACAGGCGCAUGGGCAGGGCAAGAAGGGGUUUUUCUCGCUGCUCAAGGUGGGGCGAGGGGGGAAGAAGCUGGCAAAGUCGGAAUCAGCAGACGGCCGCCUGUGA